GGUUUGUUUUGAUCAGCACAUUUUUUAAACGUUAACCAAGAUAGUCAUCUCUUUUUUCUGGCGGACAGAAGCAGAAGUGUGUAAACAAAGUAUAAAUGGAAAAGAAGCAUAUCAUAAUCGGGCUAGUGGUUGUCACUGUCGUGGUAGCUGUCGCCAUCACUUUAGGCGUCACACUAAGCAAAGAUGACGACGACGAUGGAAACAAUUCUGCUGUAAAUACAACCAGCUCUACAGUUAAUACGACUAGCUCUACAGUUAAUACGACCAGCUCUACAGUUAACACGACUAGCUCUACAUUUAAUACGACCAGCUCUACUGCCAAGGACUAUUACACAAAUGCUGCUGUUGCAACAGAUGCUAAAAACUGUUCACAUAUUGGUUUGGAAAUGUUAAAAGCAGGAGGGCAUGCUGUAGAUGCUGCUAUCGCAAGUUUAAUUUGCGUAGGAGUUGUAAAUCUGCACUCUACUGGUAUCAGUGGUGGAGGUUUUAUGACGCUGUACGAUAAAGCAAAGAAGAAAACUGCAGUGUUUGACUAUAGAGAAACUGGUCCAGCUGGCUUACAAGCAAACUCUUAUGCUCAUGACAAAAACGCCGCUCAAGUAGGUGGAUUAGCAGUCGGCGUUCCUGGAGAGAUCAGAGGUUUAAAGUUAGUUCAUGAAAGGUAUGGAAAAUUACCUUGGUCUCAAUUAUUUGAACCAUCAAUCAAGCCGGCUGAAGAAGGUAUCACGAUUGGAAAGCAUAUGGCUUCGAAAUUAUCAAGUUCUACAAGGAAAGCAAUCAUGGCGGAUCCUGGAUUGAAAGAAAUUCUAGUAAAUGAAGAUGGUACGUUCAAAAAAGCGGGAGAUAUUAUUGUUAACAAGAAAUAUGCUGAUACACUCCGAAUACUUAAAGACAAUCCAGAAGAUCUUUACACAGGAAAUAUCUCGAAGUUCUUUUUAAGUGACGUCAACAACAAUAAUGGUAACAUGACGGCGAGGAUUUAAAAAAUUACAA
Messenger RNA from Hydractinia symbiolongicarpus, 993 nucleotides. RefSeq names its product glutathione hydrolase 1 proenzyme-like. Gene Ontology annotation, biological process: glutathione catabolic process. The transcript has 5 exons. Gene Ontology annotation, molecular function: glutathione gamma-glutamate hydrolase. The record is from RefSeq and is a predicted model, not a curated record. NCBI's taxonomy places the organism in Eukaryota, Metazoa, Cnidaria, Hydrozoa, Anthoathecata, Hydractiniidae. Gene Ontology annotation, cellular component: plasma membrane. Bases 96 to 983 code for a protein of 295 amino acids.